Messenger RNA from Mus caroli (Ryukyu mouse), 1511 nucleotides. It is a transcript of the gene Otulin, whose product is annotated as OTU deubiquitinase with linear linkage specificity. The record is from RefSeq and is a predicted model, not a curated record. Gene Ontology annotation, biological process: protein linear deubiquitination; negative regulation of inflammatory response; regulation of tumor necrosis factor-mediated signaling pathway. Gene Ontology annotation, molecular function: cysteine-type deubiquitinase activity. Lineage: Eukaryota; Metazoa; Chordata; Mammalia; Rodentia; Muridae. Gene Ontology annotation, cellular component: cytoplasm.
CCACAGUGACGCUUACGGAAGCGCUCUGCGGACCUCGCGGGGUGCGGGGCAGCGCAGCCACGGCCCCGGACGGCGGGACGGCAGGGCCCGGCGUGGCCGCGGAUGAGUCGGGGAACCAUGCCCCAGCCCGGAGCGUGGCCCGGUGCGAGCUGCGCCGAGACGCCGGCGCGCGAGACCCGGGCCGCCGCGCGGGACGGCGGGAAGGUGACGGCCGGCGCGCAGCCCCGGGCCGCGACGCGAUGCCCGGCCGAGCACGAGGAGGACAUGUACCGUGCUGCAGAUGAAAUAGAAAAGGAGAAAGAAUUGCUAAUACAUGAAAGAGGGAUAUCAGAACCCAGGUUAAGUGUGGCUCCUGAAAUGGAUAUCAUGGACUACUGCAAAAAAGAAUGGAGAGGAAAUACUCAGAAAGCCACGUGUAUGAAAAAGGGCUAUGAGGAAGUGUCUCAGAAAUUCACUUCCAUAAGGCGAGUCCGUGGUGAUAACUACUGUGCACUGAGGGCCACACUGUUCCAGGCCAUGAGCCAGCUGGCCGAGCUGCCCCCCUGGCUGCAGGACUUGGAGCUCAUACUGUUACCAGAAAAGCUGAUAAACAAGUAUACCUGGAUUAAGCAGUGGAAACUUGGACUGAAAUUUGAUGGGAAGAGUGAAGACCUGGUUGAAAAAAUUAAGGAAUCCCUUGCCCUGCUAAGGAAGAAGUGGGUAAGCCUGGCUGCAAUGAAAACUGCUGAAGCGAGGCAGUCAGCUUGUGAUGAGCUGUUCACAAACGAAGAGGAGGAGUACAGCCUCUACGAAGCUGUGAAGUUCCUGAUGUUAAACAGAGCCAUCGAACUGUACGAUGACAAGGAGAAGGGAAAGGAAGUGCCAUUCUUCUCUGUGCUCUUGUUUGCCCGAGACACAUCAAACGACCCUGAACAGCUCCUGAGGAACCACCUAAACCAGGUGGGACACACGGGGGGCCUGGAGCAGGUUGAGAUGUUUCUUCUUGCCUAUGCUGUCCGCCACACCAUCCGGGUGUACCGGCUGUCCAAGUAUAACACAGAGGAAUUCAUCACAGUCUAUCCCACUGAUCCCCCCAAGGACUGGCCAAUGGUGACCCUCAUAGCUGAGGAUGAUCGGCACUAUAACAUCCCUGUCAGAGUGUGUGAGGAGACCAGUGUGUGAGGGACACACAUAUGACUGCCAAGAGAUGCGCAUGUGCAGCUCCUCCUCUGGGGGCCUCAGAUCUGCAGGUCUCCAAGGACAAUCUCGGAGAACUCUCGGGCCCCUGGAGCCAACUUUGGACCGUUAUGUUCUGAAGACUAGCUGUUGAUAACGAGAAUUAAUUAGCCAGGCCUUCACUCCUUGUUCUGUUACGCAGUGUGUUCCACUGGGGGCUUCAGCACGUGCCUUUGGAAGGUGCAAACUAUGUCUCCAUAAGGCAGAUGCUUUUGGGUCAGAGAAAACUGUUUGGAAAGGAAUCUGUCCAAUGAAAGUUCUGACGGUAAACUGGUUUUACUUCGCUUUUUAAAACA